CCCUGUAUCUGUAUCGCUUCGCCUUCUAGGAGUCGCGUGAAGCUAACUUGGCUUAGCUUCGGAACUGGGGUCUAAUUAAAGCCGCAGCGAGGAUGCCCAAAUUACCAGCGGUUGGCAUUGACCUUGGUACCACGUACUCGUGUGUCGGCGUCUUUCAGCAUGGCAAGGUGGAGAUCAUAGCCAACGAUCAGGGCAACCGCACCACGCCCAGCUAUGUGGCGUUCACGGAGUCGGAGCGUCUCAUAGGCGAUGCGGCCAAGAAUCAGGUGGCCAUGAAUCCCAACAAUACGAUCUUCGAUGCCAAGCGGUUGAUUGGCCGCCGCUUCGAUGACGCCACCGUGCAGGCGGACAUGAAGCACUGGCCCUUCGAGGUGGUCUCCGAGAACGGCAAGCCGAGGAUCCGUGUGGAGUACAAGGGCGAAAGGAAGAGCUUCUAUCCAGAGGAGGUGUCCUCGAUGGUGCUGACCAAGAUGCGCGAGACAGCCGAGGCGUAUCUGGGUGGAACUGUGACGGAUGCGGUGGUCACUGUGCCCGCCUACUUCAACGACUCGCAGCGCCAGGCCACCAAGGAUGCGGGUGCCAUCGCCGGCCUGAACGUGCUCCGGAUCAUCAACGAGCCUACGGCGGCGGCCAUUGCCUAUGGCUUGGACAAGCAGGGCACCAGCGAGCGGAAUGUCCUGAUCUUCGAUCUGGGCGGCGGCACCUUCGACGUGUCCGUGCUGACCAUUGAGGAUGGUAUCUUCGAGGUGAAGGCCACUGCUGGGGACACGCAUCUUGGUGGCGAGGACUUUGACAACCGGCUGGUGAAUCAUUUCGUGCAGGAGUUCCAGCGCAAGCAUAAGCGUGAUCUUGGCCAGAAUAAACGAGCUCUGAGGCGCCUGCGCACCGCCUGUGAGCGGGCCAAGCGGACGCUGUCCUCCUCCACACAGGCCAGCAUCGAGAUCGACUCCCUGUUCGAAGGCAUCGACUUUUACACCGCGGUUACGCGUGCCCGCUUCGAGGAGCUCAACGGGGAUCUCUUCCGGGGCACCAUGGAGCCGGUGGCUAAGGCGCUACGUGACGCCAAAAUGGACAAGGGUCAGAUUCAUGACAUUGUGCUCGUUGGUGGCUCUACAAGGAUACCCAAGGUGCAACGCCUUCUGCAGGACUUCUUCAACGGCAAGGAACUGAACAAGUCCAUCAAUCCCGACGAGGCAGUGGCUUACGGUGCCGCCGUUCAGGCAGCCAUUCUGCAUGGCGACAAGUCAGAGGCUGUGCAGGAUCUGCUCCUGCUCGAUGUGACGCCGCUGUCCUUGGGCAUUGAGACCGCUGGCGGAGUGAUGACCACGUUGAUCAAGCGGAACACCACCAUACCCACGAAGCAGACGCAGAUCUUUACCACUUAUGCGGACAAUCAGCCAGGUGUACUCAUCCAGGUGUUCGAGGGCGAGAGGGCUAUGACCCGCGACAAUAACAAUCUCGGCAAGUUUGAGCUCUCGGCCAUUCCGCCGGCACCUCGAGGAGUGCCCCAGGUGGAGGUCACCUUCGAUAUCGAUGCCAAUGGGAUACUCAAUGUGUCGGCUCUGGAGAAGUCGACGGGCAAGGAGAACCGCAUCACCAUCACCAAUGACAAGGGUCGGCUGAGCAAGGAGGACAUUGAGCGGAUGGUCAACGAUGCGGAGGCUUAUCGGCAGGCGGACGAUGAGCAGCGCGAGCGGGUUAAUGCCAAGAACCAACUGGAGUCAUACUGUUUCCAGCUGCGCUCCACCCUGGAUGAUGAACAACUGCGCUCCAGGAUUAGUGACACCGAUCGGGAGACCAUACAGCAGCGCUGCAACGAGACCAUCGCCUGGCUGGAUGCCAAUCAGCUGGCCGAGCGGCAGGAGUUCGAGCACAAACAGCAGGAGCUGGAACGCAUCUGCAGUCCGAUCAUCACGAGGUUAUAUCAGGGUGCCGGCAUGCCUACGUCUCCACCUUCAGCCGGUGGUCCAAAUCCGGGACCAACCGGCGGGUCUGGCCCCACCAUUGAGGAGGUGGACUAGUAGGUGUUUCGGUUCCACUCAUCGAGAGAUCAUUGCAAAUUGUUUGUUAGAAAAUUCUAAAUAUCUUUUAUGGAGUUUAAGGUAUAUAUUUUCAAACCCCUUAAUGCAAAUAAAUCUUACUUGUCUGAGCUA
Molecule: messenger RNA, 2153 nt
Organism: Drosophila serrata
Lineage: Eukaryota; Metazoa; Arthropoda; Insecta; Diptera; Drosophilidae
Gene: Hsc70-1
Product: Heat shock protein 70 cognate 1
Molecular function (GO): ATP-dependent protein folding chaperone; ATP binding
Source: RefSeq, a predicted model, not a curated record